CAAAGUAAUUAGAAGAAUUAGCAGGAUCCAAUAACCUUGCAAAAGAGAAGCCUUUCACUGCUCUCUCCCUCUCUCCCUCUCUCUCCUGUCGUGAGCCUGAGCCACCACCGGGACUCACCAGACGACCGAUCUAGGGUUUCACAGUUGUCAUGUACCGCACGGCAGCUUCACGAGCUAAGGCCCUUAAGGGCGUAUUUAGCCGCAGCUUCAGGGCGUCUCGCUACGCAAGCUCUAGUGCUGUUGCAACGAGUUCGACACCCGGAGCCUCCAGCUGGCUAACCGGAGGCUCAUCUAGCUCGCUUCCUUCGCUGGACAUUCCCUUCGCUGGUGUCUCUCUUCCACCAUCGCUUUCUGACAAUGUCGAGCCUAGCAAGCUUCAGACCACAACUCUUCCGAAUGGUCUUAAAAUAGCCACUGAGAUGUCUCCGAAUCCAGCAGCUUCCAUUGGUUUAUACGUUGAUUGUGGUUCUAUCUACGAGACGCCUUCUUCCCGUGGAGCGACGCAUUUGCUUGAAAGGAUGGCUUUCAAGAGUACAUUGAACAGAAGCCAUCUUCGCCUUGUAAGGGAGAUAGAGGCUAUUGGAGGCAACACCUCAGCCUCUGCUUCCCGAGAGCAGAUGGGUUACACAGUCGAUGCUCUCAAAACGUAUCUUCCCCAAAUGGCUGAAGUGCUUAUCGACAGUGUGAGGAACCCUGCUUUCUUGGACUGGGAAGUGAACGAAGAGCUCCGAAAAGUGAAAGUGGAGAUUGGAGAACUUGCAAAGAACCCUAUGGGUUUACUCUUGGAGGCGGUUCAUUCUGCUGGUUACUCUGGCGCAUUGGCUAAUCCGUUGUACGCACCUGAAUCUGCAAUCGAUGGAUUGACUGGGGAAGUCUUGGAGGAGUUCGUUUCCGAGAACUUCACUGCACCACGAAUGGUAUUAGCAGCUAGUGGAGUUGAACAUGAAGAACUUUUGAAAGUGGUUGAGCCAUUACUCUCUGACCUCCCUAAUGUAACCCGACCUGCAGAGCCAAAGUCUCAAUAUGUUGGUGGAGAUUUCCGUCAACAUACUGGUGGAGAGGCUACACAUUUUGCGCUUGCUUUUGGAGUACCAGGUUGGGAUAACGAGAAGGAAGCUGUUAUGGCCACUACUCUUCAGAUGCUUAUGGGAGGAGGUGGCUCAUUCUCUGCGGGAGGUCCUGGAAAGGGAAUGCACUCUUGGCUCUAUCUUCGCCUUUUGAACGAAUAUCAGCAGUUUCAGUCAUGCACUGCAUUCACUAGCAUCUUUAACAGUACCGGAUUGUUUGGAAUCUAUGGUUGCACGAGUCCUGAGUUUGCUGCAAAGGGAAUUGAAUUAGUAACUGAUGAAAUGAAAGCUGUUGCUGAAGGAAAAGUUAACCAGAAACAUCUUGAUCGUGCCAAGGCAGCAACGAAAUCUGCAAUUCUGAUGAAUCUUGAAUCUCGGAUGAUUGUGGCAGAAGAUAUAGGUAGACAGAUACUUACAUACGGAGAGAGGAAACCAGUUGACCAAUUCUUGAAGAAAGUAGACCAACUCAACUUAAAGGACAUUGCAGAUUUCACCAGCAAGGUUAUUGCAAAGCCUUUGACGAUGGCAUCUUUCGGAGAAGUGUUAAGUGUUCCAAGCUAUGAUGCCGUAAGCAGCAGAUUCACUUGAAGCUGCUCGAAGCAGACGAUCAAUUUUUGCAUCAGAAGAAAAGAGUUGGGACCUGUAUAAUAAAGAAAGCCUUUCUUUCUGUGAGAUAAAAAAAAUUGUUUCAUCUCACAGUUUCUGAAUUAUGACCGAAGAUAAGCCCAUAAAAUGGCGACAAAUCACGUCCAUGUCUCCAACAUUUUUGCGUAUUUUUCUUCGGUUCGUGAAUAAUGAUUGAUACAGUUACCAACUUUUUACUCUUUUCUUUUUCAGCUUCAAUUUAUAUUUCUUUUUUUCUUGUUGGAGAAUUUUAGGAAACUUGGAUACAGACAUGAAGAUAGAGGCACUUAAUAUUUAUCAGUAUUUUGUGAACUCUGUUAAUGCUUAAUAGAUCUUGGCUACUUUGGUUCAAAAUAAUGGAAGAAACUCAUCGUCA
Thlaspi arvense is the source of this 2067-nucleotide messenger RNA. Lineage: Eukaryota; Viridiplantae; Streptophyta; Magnoliopsida; Brassicales; Brassicaceae. The record is from the annotation of a GenBank genome assembly.